GUGAAAAAAUCCGCAAUUCGCUAGCUUCAUUGCUUCCCAUCCCAGACAUGUAGGCUGUAGCUUUUCAAAAAGAACAGAAACAAAAUUAUCUGUUUAGCCGCGAAGUUAAACCGAAAAUGGUAAUCUGGAAACGAAGCAGCGUGCGGAUCUGAAGCCAGUCGCGGCAGUUUGCGGGGAAGUAGUAGUAGUAUAGUCGUAGGGAAGAAGCCAGGAUGAGCGGUGCGCGGCUUUGCGCACUGCUGGGAGACUUGGGGUAUGAAGGCCAUGAUUCGCUCGAUCCCGACAGCUUUGAAUGGCCUUUCCAAUACGAAGACACUCGCCCCAUCCUCGAUUGGCUCUGCUCUAGCCUUCGCCCGUCCAACGUACUUUUUCCCGCCGAAGUUUCCCAAUAUGAACAGUUUUUACAAGAAGGGAAGCUUUUGGAGGGGGAGGACUUGGACUUUGCUUAUGAUAGCAUUUCGGCCUUCUCAACUAGGAGAGACAACCAAGAAGCUGUUUUCGGAAAUGAAGAAGGAUUGAAAGACAUAAGGGAAGCUACCAUAGCCUUAAAGUCUGAAGCUCUGGAGUUGCAAAAACAGCUUAGGUCUUUGCAGUCUCAGUAUGAUAUUCUCACAGGGCAGGCUUCAUCCUUAAUUCAAGGAAGAAGGGCAAGAGUUGCUGCUUCAUCUGUUGUUAAUGGACAGUUGACUGCUAUUGAUGAUAGUCUAUCAGCACGGAAUCUGGAGAUGAAUGCAGUUCUCGGAAGGAUGGCUUCUACAGCUCAAGAAUUGGCACAUUAUCACUCAGGGGAUGAGGAUGGUAUUUACUUGGCUUAUUCAGAUUUUCAUCAAUUUUUGUUUGUGGAUGCUUCAUGCAUAAAGGAGCUAAAUCAAUGGUUUGCCAAGCAUCUGGACACGGGUCCUUACAGAUUAGUUGCUGAAGAGGGAAAGUCUAAAUGUUCGUGGGUCAGCCUAAAUGACAUCUCAAAUGUUUUACAACUAGAUUUAGAAAAGUCACACCAUCAGCGGGUCUCAGAGUUGCAGCGCCUUCGCUCAAUAUUUGGUACAAGCGAGAGGCAGUGGAUAGAAGCUCAAGUUGAGAAUGCUAAGCAACAGGCUAUUCUUACUACGCUGAAAGCUCAAGUUACAUCAGAUGAAGCUCACAUUCAUCUUGAUCUUCAUUCCCUUCGGAGAAAGCAUGCUGAACUAGUUGGAGAACUUUCAAGCUUAUACCGCAAUGAAGAAAAGCUACUGUCUGAGACAAUUCCUGAUCUAUGUUGUGAGCUUGCUCAGCUACAAGAUACAUACAUUUUGCAAGGAGAUUAUGAUCUAAAGGUCAUGCGGCAGGAAUUGUAUAUUAAUCGGCAAAAGAUGUUUAUUAGCCAUCUAGUUAAGCUACUUUCUAGGCAUCAGUUGUUGAAAAUGGCAUGUCAACUGGAGAAGAAGACUAUGAUUGGGGCAUACUCAUUGCUUAAAGUCAUUGAGUCAGAGCUGCAUGGAUAUCUAUCAGCAACCCAUGGCCGGGUGGAGCGGUGUAUGGCAUUAAUUCAAGCUGCAUCUGACGUUCAAGAACAAGGGGGUGUGGAUGAUCGUGACACUUUUCUUCAUGGUGUCAGGGACCUUUUAAGCAUUUAUUCAAAUGCUCAAGCUGGUUUAUCAACAUAUGUAUCUGCACCCGGCAUUAUUCAGCAGAUAUCCGCCCUUCGUUCUGACCUAUUAACUUUGCAGUAUGACCUUGAGCAUAACCUUCCCGAAGACAGAUAUAAAUGUAUAAGCAAGAUGUGCACUCUUGUCCAAAGUUUGCAGCAACUAUUAUUUGCAUCAUCAACAACAGCUCAGCCGAUAUUGACCCCUAGGACAUUAAUGAAGGAGCUUGAUGAAAUGGAGAAGGCCAAUGCAAAGCUCUCAACUGCAGUUGAGAAAGUGACUCACGAGCACUGGAAGAAGAAUGAGAUUAUUAAACAUCACAAAGAGGAGGUGACACUUCAGAGACGCAUUUUUGUCGAUUUCUUCUGCAAUCCUGAACGGUUGCGGAACCAAGUCAGGGAGCUCACUGCCCGUGUUAGGGCUUUGCAAGCAUCAUCAUAGAGGCUCUUGAUUUGAAUACAUUGUAUAUGGUGAACAAUGUUUAAUACUUGUAUUACCCUCAUGGGCUGUUUGGUUCACGGAAUGAAAGGUAUUAUGAGAUCAUGAGCUUACCACCCCUUUAGAGGUUAUAGGAAUGCAAUAUUUCCUUAGUUAUAUUGUUGGGGAUAAAGUUGGAAGAGUCCAAAACAUGACUACGUGUUUAGCUCAUCUUCUAACAAGUUCCAAUAGAAAAAUAAGUCCAAGACAGCUAAUUGGUAUAUCACCUAUGUUACCUCAAUUUCUUACAGGGGGUGAUUUCAC
Messenger RNA from Cuscuta europaea, 2366 nucleotides. NCBI's taxonomy places the organism in Eukaryota, Viridiplantae, Streptophyta, Magnoliopsida, Solanales, Convolvulaceae. The record is from the annotation of a GenBank genome assembly.